Lolium perenne is the source of this 3627-nucleotide messenger RNA. RefSeq names its product serine/threonine-protein phosphatase BSL2 homolog. NCBI's taxonomy places the organism in Eukaryota, Viridiplantae, Streptophyta, Magnoliopsida, Poales, Poaceae. The record is from RefSeq and is a predicted model, not a curated record. Gene Ontology annotation, molecular function: phosphoprotein phosphatase activity; protein binding. Gene Ontology annotation, biological process: brassinosteroid mediated signaling pathway.
CCGACCACCAACCCUAGGAGCAGCGGCGAGGCCGGGCGGCCAUGGACGUGGACUCGCGCAUGACCACGGAGUCCGACUCCGACUCCGACGCCACCACCGCGAACGCGCUCGGCAGGGGGGGCUCGGGGAGCGAGACCUCCUCCUCCUCCGCCCCCUCCACGCCCGGAACACCCACUACGACGCCCACUCCGUCCUCUCCGGCCGCGGCGGGGACGGGGCCCAGGCCCGCGCCCGGGUACACGGCCGUGAACGCGGUCAUCGAGAAGAAGGAGGACGGGCCGGGCUGCCGCUGCGGCCACACGCUCACGGCCGUGCCCGCCGUCGGGGAGGAGGGCGCGCCGGGCUACGUCGGCCCAAGGCUCAUCCUCUUCGGCGGGGCCACCGCGCUCGAGGGCAACUCCGCCACGCCGCCCUCAUCAGCUGGCAGCGCUGGGAUCCGUCUUGCCGGCGCCACAGCAGACGUCCACUGUUAUGAUGUAUUAUCAAAUAAGUGGAGCAGGCUUACUCCACUUGGCGAGCCUCCUUCACCAAGAGCUGCACAUGUAGCAACUGCAGUUGGAACCAUGGUUGUCAUUCAGGGUGGAAUUGGCCCUGCUGGUUUAUCUGCAGAGGAUCUUCAUGUUCUAGAUCUUACACAACAAAGACCGCGAUGGCACAGAGUGGUGGUUCAAGGACCUGGUCCAGGUCCAAGAUAUGGGCAUGUGAUGGCCUUGGUUGGACAGAGGUUCUUGUUGACUAUAGGUGGAAAUGAUGGAAAGCGGCCUCUGGCAGAUGUAUGGGCACUUGAUACUGCAGCUAAGCCAUAUGAAUGGAGGAAACUUGAACCGGAAGGUGAAGGACCACCACCAUGCAUGUAUGCCACUGCGAGUGCACGAUCUGAUGGUCUACUUUUGCUUUGCGGUGGGAGAGAUGGUAAUAGUGUGCCCUUAUCAAGUGCAUAUGGUCUUGCAAAACAUAGAGAUGGGCGCUGGGAGUGGGCAAUUGCCCCUGGUGUCUCCCCAUCACCAAGAUACCAACAUGCAGCUGUAUUCGUGAAUGCACGCCUUCAUGUGUCAGGAGGUGCUCUUGGAGGCGGUCGGAUGGUAGAGGACUCCUCGAGUGUUGCAGUGCUGGACACGGCUGCCGGAGUUUGGUGCGACACAAAGUCAGUUGUCACAACUCCCAGGACAGGAAGAUAUAGUGCAGAUGCAGCAGGAGGUGAUGCUGCUGUUGAACUUACACGGCGUUGUAGGCAUGCGGCAGCUGCUGUUGGCGAUUUAAUAUUCAUUUAUGGAGGUUUGCGGGGAGGUGUACUGCUAGAUGAUCUUCUUGUUGCUGAAGAUCUUGCAGCUGCCGAAACGACAACUGCUGCUAAUCACGCAGCAGCCAGUGCAGCAGCCACUGACACACAAGCUGGAAGAGCACCUGGAAGAUAUGCUUACAAUGACGAACGUACAAGACAAGCAGCUCCGGAAUCAGCUGCUGAUGGAUCUGUUGUUCUUGGAACCCCAGUUGCCCCUCCUCUUAACGGGGACAUGUAUACUGAUAUUAGCCCUGAGAACGCCGUGCAGGGUCAGAGGAGAUCAAACAAAGGUGUUGAUUACUUGGUUGAAGCUUCAGCAGCAGAGGCGGAAGCAAUCAGUGCUACUUUAGCCGCUGUAAAGGCUAGGCAGGUUAAUGGUGACGCAGAAGAGCUGUCUGACAAGGAACAGUCUCCAGAUUCAACAUCAAGCAGCAAACAUUCAAGCCUCAUCAAACCAGACACAGCUCUUACGAACAACAUGACACCUCCACCUGGGGUUCGGUUGCACCAUAGAGCUGUGGUGGUGGCUGCAGAAACUGGAGGUGCCUUAGGUGGCAUGGUAAGACAGCUUUCAAUUGACCAGUUUGAGAAUGAAGGAAGAAGGGUCAGCUAUGGCACCCCUGAGAAUGCAACUGCUGCAAGAAAGUUGCUUGACCGCCAGAUGUCCAUUAAUAGUGUUCCUAAAAAGGUGAUUGCAGCUCUGUUAAAACCUCGAGGUUGGAAGCCUCCCGUGCGAAGACAGUUCUUCUUGGACUGCAACGAGAUUGCAGAUUUGUGUGAUAGUGCCGAGAGAAUAUUUUCAAGCGAACCAAGUGUUCUGCAACUUAAAGCCCCCAUUAAAAUAUUUGGUGAUUUACACGGUCAAUUUGGUGACCUUAUGAGAUUGUUUGAUGAGUAUGGUGCUCCUUCAACGGCAGGAGACAUUGCGUAUAUCGAUUAUCUCUUCUUGGGUGAUUAUGUGGAUCGUGGCCAGCAUAGUUUAGAAACUAUGUCCCUUCUUCUUGCUUUGAAGGUUGAAUAUCCGCAAAACGUACAUUUAAUUCGUGGAAAUCAUGAGGCUGCAGAUAUUAAUGCUUUGUUUGGCUUCCGAAUAGAGUGUAUAGAGAGAAUGGGUGAGCGAGAUGGCAUCUGGACAUGGCAUCGUAUGAAUAGGUUAUUUAACUGGCUUCCUUUGGCUGCGCUGAUAGAAAAGAAAAUCAUCUGUAUGCAUGGUGGCAUCGGUCGGUCAAUCAACCAUGUAGAACAAAUCGAGAAUCUUCAAAGACCAAUUACCAUGGAAGCAGGCUCUGUUGUCCUCAUGGAUCUCCUAUGGUCCGAUCCAACAGAGAACGAUAGUGUUGAAGGAUUAAGACCAAAUGCUCGGGGGCCUGGUCUUGUUACAUUUGGGCCUGAUCGUGUUAUGGAGUUUUGCAACAACAACGACCUUCAGUUAAUUGUACGAGCGCACGAGUGCGUGAUGGAUGGUUUUGAGCGAUUUGCUCAAGGCCACCUGAUCACUCUUUUCUCUGCAACAAAUUAUUGUGGUACUGCCAAUAAUGCUGGUGCAAUCUUGGUUUUGGGUAGAGAUCUUGUCGUUGUUCCAAAACUAAUUCAUCCUUUGCCCCCUGCAAUCACAUCACCUGAAACCUCUCCAGAUCACAUUGAAGAUACAUGGAUGCAGGAGCUGAAUGCAAAUAGACCAGCAACUCCAACCAGGGGCCGUCCGCAGGCAGCAGCAGCAGCAGCAAACGACCGAGGUGCUCUUGCCUGGAUAUAGUAGAUUCAUCAGAUAUCUGUUGAUAUGAUCUAUCUGAAGUCUCACUCUGCGGAAUCUUAUCCCUUUUCUGCACGAGUAAAUGAUUUAUGUUGGAGGGAUGGGUUGAGCCCACAACCAUGCCAAAAGAGAAUUAUCUACAAGGAGUAGAGUUAAAGUGAAUAUUGGUUCAUCUAGGACAGCACAAAGUAUGAGCUCUCCAACUUGUUUCCCUAGCGUUAUAAGUAUGACAUGUCGACUGACAGAGAUUGUCUGAAGAUCCACGGAGGCUUCUCUUGUACAUACUCAGCUGCCGGUGGAUAUGGUGGUGUAUGGCUCUUUUUUGCAUCCAGUUGGACUGGCGAAAGGAGUAGUGUUAUUGUACUAGGUAUUCUUUAUGUUCCCUUUUGGGAUCUAGGGUUGUGAUUUUGCAAAGGUGUUGUUGAGUUGCCACAGGGACUGGAUCGAGGUCUGGUCAUGUAUAAUAGUUCUGUGCCUACUACUUUUGUCCCGGCAUACCCUCUGUAAUGUCAGCCUGUCGCUGAUGUUGUACAACUUUUGUAUUUAAAGUUUUGGCAGUGGAAUGGAGGUCGUGAUCUCAUUUAUUGGAGAA